Messenger RNA from Plutella xylostella (diamondback moth), 1526 nucleotides. Its product is annotated as odorant receptor 4. Gene Ontology annotation, biological process: detection of chemical stimulus involved in sensory perception of smell; sensory perception of smell. Gene Ontology annotation, cellular component: plasma membrane. The record is from RefSeq and is a predicted model, not a curated record. Lineage: Eukaryota; Metazoa; Arthropoda; Insecta; Lepidoptera; Plutellidae. Gene Ontology annotation, molecular function: odorant binding; olfactory receptor activity.
AAACCCCGCCUUCCGCUGGAAGUAUAAAAGGAAUUGUAAUAACCCUAAUAAAGACAUUAUAGACGCAAUAAAGAAUAAAACCACUAUGAGUUCGGGCGAAGACGUUAGACUGGAAGCUCAGAACGAGAUUAGGCAGACAUUGAAUUUGUGCAGUUUCUACGCGCGGCAAGUCGGGCUCUUCUUCACCGAUGACCCGCCGUCGAACUUGCUGCAGAAGUUGAAGAACAAAGCGGCGUUUGUUCUGUCAGCGGCUGCCCUGCUUCUGCUGGUGGCGGGAGAGCUGGCCUAUGUGCUGUCUCUGCUCGCGGCCAACACCUCCGUGGCGGAGUUCGUGGCCAGUCUGCACAUAGCUGGAUAUGGGUUUAUAAGUGUGGGCAAGAUGGCAAUAAUCUGGUACAAGCAGGACAUCUUCAAGCAGCUGGUUCGCGAGCUGGCGGACCUGUGGCCCGUGCGCAAGGACGACGGGGAGGCCGCGGAGAUCAAACAGAGGAGCCUUAACGCGCUGCGCUUCUUUCACAUUUUCUACACAGCAUUCACGGUGCUGGGCGUGGCGCUGUACAACCUGACCCCGAUAGCUCUGCACGCGUGGCGCUCGGCGCGCGGGGCCCGGUCCGAGCUCGGCUUCGUGUGGCACGUCGCCUACCCCUUCGACAAGCGACACCCCGUGUACCACAAGAUCGCUUAUGCGUUUGAAGUUUGUAGCGGAGUAUCCUCAGUGUUCUUCAUGCUGAGCUCGGACCUGCUGUUCACGGCCACCACCAGCCACAUCACGAUGCUGCUGCGGCUGCUGCAGCUCAAGAUCCGCAGACUGGCGCCGGAGCGCGGGGCCGCGGGGGGUGAGGCCGGGGGACGCGGGGCAGGGGGGCACUGGGUGGCGACAGAGGACUGCUUGACGGAGAUAGUGUCUUGUGUUAAAGUUCAUCAGAGGCUUAUUAAAUACUUCAAUGAUCUAGAGAAAGCGUUCAGCCUGGUGAACCUCAUCAACACAGUGCUGAGUUCCGUCGACAUCUGUUGCGUGGUGUUCGUUAUUGUGUUGCUGGAGCCGUGGAUGGAGGUGAGCAACAAGUUCUUCCUGGUGGCCGCGGUCACGCAGAUCGGCAUCCUGUGCUGGUACGCCGAUGACCUGCAGAGUGCUAGUGUGGGCGUGUCGGACGCGGUGUACGAGAGCGGCUGGUUCCGCUGCAACACGGAGUGCCGCCGGCUGCUCGUCAACGUCAUACAGCGGUCACAGAAGCCGCUCUACUUUACUGCAAUGAAGUUUAACAAUAUUACAAUGAGGACUUACGCAUCAAUCCUGACCACUGCCUAUUCCUACUUCGCACUACUGUACUCUAUGUAUAGUAAAAAUUAAAAGUAGUAUGAAAGCGUCUAUGAAGCACGCUUCCCCACAUUACCUAUGUAGUUAUCUAGGUAGAGUAGUGCGCUGUAUGUACAUGCGUAUAUAGUAUACCUACCUACAUAUAGAUACACAUAGCUAAGCAUAAGUUGUAGCUACCCCAGCCAGUAAUAAAUCAGCAUCCAACAUA